Rubroshorea leprosula is the source of this 1152-nucleotide messenger RNA. The record is from the annotation of a GenBank genome assembly. Lineage: Eukaryota; Viridiplantae; Streptophyta; Magnoliopsida; Malvales; Dipterocarpaceae.
GAGCUUUUGGAACAAAAAUAUAGACGUGGUGGAAUUAACUAUAAAACAAAAUAAUGGGACAAUAACGAAUUAUAAAAUAAGUAUGGGGCUAUAAAACGGAAAGAGUGAGAAAAUAUUUGAUAAUUAGGCGGGAGAUUAAUCAGAAAUCUGAUUACGCAGCUUGCAAAAUGAGCUCCAUGCCGACCGUCAUCAUCUUCGAAAAUUCUGAUUAAAACCUAAAAAACUAAAAUUCUCUCUUAAAAACAGCAGAGAAAGAGAGCAAGAAAUUAAUCGCGAAUGUACCGGCGGCUUGAUGCUGCCUAGCUGCUGAUUCUAAUCAUUCUUCGAUUCCAUCUGUUUUCCCUUCGAUUUUUCUGCUCGUACAUGGCGGAUCCGUACGAAUUCGCACCGUCGUCUACAGCUGAACCCGAAGAAAUCUGCACGUUCCUUAAACAGUUUGUCCAGAUUUCUGCUUCGUCAUCUUCGUGCACGCAUUUGAGGAGUAGGUACGUUCAGUUGCUGUCCUCUCCGGUGCCGGAUUCUUUACUGGAGGUGACUGAUUCUGGUUCUGGAGAGGCGGUUCCGUCGAAGGAUUGGUACCGGCUAGGCGGAUCGGCGAGUCGAGCUGAGAUGGAGCCCCGAAUAAGAGACGGAAGCGCCGACCUCAAUUUCUCUGAUCCUGAAUCGUAUUUUGGGGCUGACGUCAAGAAUAGCGCUGAGAAUGCGUUCUCUUCUCUCGGUGACUUAAGUUGCGAAAGCGAGACUCCAGAGCCGUCGAAUGCCCCGUCAAAUUCAGAGCGGCCACGGCCUUCCUCGAAAAGAAGUAGAGCGGCGGAGGUCCACAACUUGUCAGAGAAGAGGAGGAGGAACAGGAUUAAUGAGAAAAUGAAGGCCUUACAGAACCUAAUUCCAAACUCUAACAAGAUUGAUAAGGCUUCAAUGCUGGAUGAGGCAAUUGAGUAUCUAAAUCAGCUUCAGCUUCAAGUGCAGGUCAUUGUUGAGGGGACUCUUGUUCCAUUGUCUUUAUAUACAGCUUCAAAUUCUACACGUUCUUUCUAGUUAGGAGAGAUUGUCUUUUCUCUAUGGCAAUUGGUUAAGGCUAAAUUACCAUUUUGAGGCUGUAUAACUUUUCAUUGGCACUGCACACUCCACGCGUAUAAUCUCAAACUGUAU